This is a messenger RNA of Nilaparvata lugens (brown planthopper), 760 nucleotides long. RefSeq names its product cuticle protein 7. Lineage: Eukaryota; Metazoa; Arthropoda; Insecta; Hemiptera; Delphacidae. The transcript has 3 exons. Bases 416 to 724 code for a protein of 102 amino acids. The record is from RefSeq and is a predicted model, not a curated record. Gene Ontology annotation, cellular component: extracellular matrix.
UGCUGAUCAAAUAGUGCCAUUAGAACGUGAACCUCACUAUACUUUCAGCGUCAGUUUGAAUGGGAAGCAUAAAUGUUAUCUAUAAGAAACUCUGGUAGUUAAAAUUGUAACGAACUUCUGUGAUAAUUUGAGAUGCAUUGAGUUCAAAUUACGUAAUUCCUGCCAAUUAACAGUGGUUACCAAUAAUUUCUUUCUUCAAAAAUAUAAUAAACUGUGCCAAGAUUAAUUAGCACAUUGUUCUAAUUACUUUUACUUUCGUUCCAAUGAAGUAAUUGAUCUCCUUCCCUGUGUUGAAAGUAUGUGAGUUUUUAAAGUAGUGGGCUAUAAAUAGAUUUGGUUUGGUAGUUAGAGGUAUCAGUUUCAGAUAAGGACUUGUAUUGAGAGUUGGGACGGUUCUUCAGUUUAUUAGAUCAUCAUGAAGCUUGUUUUGGUUUCUUUUGCUUCUGCCUGCAUGUUUCUAUUGGCUGAUGCUCAAUAUGGAUACGGGGAUCACCAUGAUCAUCAUGAAGAUUAUCCUCAUGAGCCAGCCCACUACACAUUCGAGUACAAGGUGCACGACCCUCACACACACGACGUGAAGUCGCAGCAUGAGACGAGAUCAGGGGAUGACGUCAAGGGGUUCUACAGUCUGGUUGAACCCGAUGGAAGCAUAAGGGAGGUCCACUACACGGCUGACAAGCAUAACGGCUUCAAUGCUGUUGUGCAUCAUAAAAAGCAUUAUUAAUGAGUGGUGAUUCAAUAAAAUAUUGAAUAAAGCUAA